Messenger RNA from Anarrhichthys ocellatus (wolf-eel), 2075 nucleotides. RefSeq names its product serine protease 27-like. The record is from RefSeq and is a predicted model, not a curated record. The transcript is spliced from 5 exons. NCBI's taxonomy places the organism in Eukaryota, Metazoa, Chordata, Actinopteri, Perciformes, Anarhichadidae. The coding region runs from base 879 to 1796 and encodes 305 amino acids. Gene Ontology annotation, biological process: proteolysis. Gene Ontology annotation, molecular function: serine-type endopeptidase activity.
ACUAUAUUCUCAGCUCCAACAUGUAAAAGUUCUUAUAGAGCAGCAAAAGUACUGUAGUAUUCAUGCAGUAAAAGCACAGUAGUAUUGUCAGCUGCAGUAAAAGUCUUCAUAGAGCAGUAAAAGUCUUCAUAGAACAGUAAAAGUCUUCAUAGAACAGUAAAAGUACUCAUAGAACAGUAAAAGUACUCAUAGAACAGUAAAAGUACUCAUAGAACAGUAAAAGUACUCAUAGAGCAGUAAAAGUCUUCAUAGAGCAGUAAAAGUCUUCAUAGAGCAGUAAAAUGUCUCCUGUUACUGAUGUACUUGUAUAUAAUAUCAUUAGUUGAUCGUGAAGCAUCUUGUUAAAGCUGCUCCAGAUGAAGACACUUUGAACUACUUUACAGUCACAUAGUUUAGUCCGGUAGGUCUCAACAUAGGGGUCGGGCCCCUCCAGAGGGGCACCAGAUCAAUCUGACGGGUCCUGACACGAUUAAUGGGAGAGAAGAAGAAACUAAGAUCUGAUCCACAUUAAUACGUUUUUCACUUUCUGGAAUUUUCUCCAAUCUUUGAUUUCUUUUCGGUGAAAUAUUGACGAUUGAUCUGGAAAGUAAGUAAAGAGAGAGAAGUAGAAUAUCACGGUGCGUCAACACACACAACUUCAACGAGGAAGUGAGACGCCUCACAAACCUCAUCACACAAUAAUCUUUUCAUCUGGUGAAUGAUUAUCGUGAUCAUUUCUUGGAACUGGAAGGACGUUUAAAAUGUCCUCCUUUGUUUGACUAAAUGCUACAAAUACCAACCUCGCCCAGCAACACAAUGACAAACAACCAGUUGGUUUAGUUUCCCACAUUCUCGGAAAUAAAUCAAUUUUUACUCGAAACUGAUUUUAAUGCUUCAGAAUGCAACAAACACUAAUAUAUUCUUAUUCUUUGUCUCCCGCAGGAAGCAACGCACAGCUAGACGUUUGCGGCUCGGCGCCGCUCAACAGCCGGAUCGUCGGAGGUGAGGACGCCCCCGCCGGCACGUGGCCGUGGCAGGCCAGUCUGCACAGAUCCAGUCACUUCUGCGGAGGUUCCCUGAUCAACGACCAGUGGGUGCUGACCGCCGCGCACUGUUUCUCCAGCUCCAGUACUUUCGGUUUCACCGUCUAUCUCGGACGGGACACCCAGCAGCUGCCGAACACUAACGAAGUGUCCCGGAGACUGUCUCAGGUCAUCAGACAUCCGAACUACAACGACCGAACCAACGACAACGACAUCGCCUUGUUGCGCCUGUCCUCACCUGUGACCUUCACCAACUACAUCAGGCCGGUGUGUCUGGCGGCGGACGGCAGCUCGUUCGCGGGCGGGGCGUCCUGCUGGGUCACCGGGUGGGGAACCAUCAACACUGGCGUUUCGCUCCCGUUCCCUCAGAGGCUGCAGGAGGUUGAAGUCCCCGUGGUGUCCAACGCUCAGUGUAGCGCCGCCUACUCCACACUCACCAGCAACAUGAUCUGUGCCGGUCUGGACGAGGGCGGGAGGGACUCCUGCCAGGGGGAUUCCGGCGGCCCGUUGGUGAAUCAGAACGGCUCCAGGUGGAUUCUGGCCGGCGUGGUGAGCUUCGGGAGAGGAUGCGCUGAGGCCGGCUUCCCCGGAGUCUACACCCGAGUGUCUGAGUACCAGAGCUGGAUCAACAGCCAAAUCACCAGCAACCAGCCGGGCUUCGUGAACGUUACCGUGACCGGGUCCACAUCCAGGACCACUGGUGUGGUUUCUCUCUCGUUCACUCUGCUGCUAUCCCUCUUCCCCGUCCUCUUCUCUCUCUUCGUGCUCACAUAGUGAUGAUGUUCAUGGAGUUUUACAGAAACCAGUCUCAAGAAAAUGAUUUCAAAACUGGAUAAAUCUGCUGAUUAAUGAAUAGUUUUGUCUUGUAAAUGAACAGACAACAGAGAAAUCCUUCAUCUCUGUCGUCUGUUCACAAUAACAAUGACGACAGAAGUAUUUGUGCAAACUGUUAAAUAGAUAAAUUAUUUUGUCUGCUGAAAAUAUUCACAAAAAUAUAAUUUCCCUCCGCUCAAAGAUAUUUAUUGAAAUCGUUUAUUUUUUCAUUUAUUCAAA